CGGGUGCUGAGUCUCGCCCGCCAGGGUCUCUGGCUCUACACCCACCCGCUCAUCAAGCUGCUCUUCCUGCCCCACCGCAGCCGGUGCGCGCCCGGGUUCGGGGGCGCAGAUGAGGGUGGGGGCUGUGCUGUCGCUCUGGGCCAGGGUCAGAGGAUUAGGACCUCUGCGAGGCGGGUGGAGCGAGUGCGGAGGUUGGCUGUCAUCCGGCCUGGGCCUGUGCUGGCCGGGACCGGACACCUAUCCGGCCCAGGAGACCCCCUCCCUAGGCUGAACUCCGAGCCGCGUGAAGUGGGGGCGUUCCUUCCUGGCCACUGCGGGAGUCCCUUCCGUCUGACCUUCGGGUCAGCGGGUCCGGCCGAGGGGGCCCAGGGUCCGACGCUCCUAGGGCUGUCACCUCAGGUGUGAGCCUCUCUUCCCUCCAGGAGGAGGAUUGGGAGGCUCCUGGCGAGGUCUGGGGAUGGAACAUAGUCCUCGGUCCUGGAGAUGGGGGCCGGGGAGCACCCCAUUGUUCAGGUGCAAGUUCUUCAGCCUGACCGAGACCCCCGAGGAUUACACGCUCAUGGUGGACGAGGAGGGCUUUAAAGAGCUGCCCCCAUCCGAGUUCCUGCAGGUGGCGGAUGCCACGUGGCUGGUGAUGAACGUGUCCUCUCACAGUGGUGCGGCAGUGCAGGCUGCUGGGGUCACCAGGAUCGCUCGCUCUGUCAUCACGCCCCUGGCUGAGCACCACGUGUCCGUGCUGAUGCUGUCCACUUACCAGACAGACUUCAUCCUGGUGCGGGAGCAGGACCUGUCUGUGGUGAUCCAUACGCUGGCCCGGGAGUUCGACAUUUACCGUGAGGUGGGCGGGGAGCCUGUGCCUGUUGAUAGUGAUGAUUCCAGCAAUGGCUUUCCCCGCACCCAGCAUGCAGGGCCUACUCCCACGGUGCACCCCGUUCAGAGCCCGCAGAACCGUUUCUGCGUCCUCACGCUGGACCCUGAGACGCUGCCAGCCAUCGCCACCACCCUCAUCGAUGUCCUCUUCUACUCACACAGCGCCCCCAAGGAGGCAGCCUCGAGCAGCCCCGAAUCCAGCUCCAUCCCGUUCUUUGCCUUCUCCCUUAUUGAGGGUUACAUCUCCAUUGUCAUGGACUCCAAGACGCAGAAAAAGUUCCCCCGUAACCUCCUGCUGACCAGUUCCUCCGGGGAGCUGUGGAGGAUGGUGCGCAUCGGUGGACAGCCCCUGGGCUUUGAUGAAUGCGGGAUUGUUGCCCAGAUUGCUGGUCCCCUGGCUGCUGCUGACGUCUCUGCCUACUACAUUAGCACCUUCAACUUCGAUCAUGCUCUGGUGCCCGAGGAUGACAUCAGCAGCGUCAUCGAAGUCCUCCAGCAAAGACAGGAGGCCUUGGCCUCCUAAGACCCGGAGGGAGCAGAGCUGGCACCUGGCUCUCUAUCACCCCUGGACUUCCAGAGACUUCUUUAAGCUACUGCCUCGAUCUCUGGGUGGGGCCCCAUUCCUGCCUGGGAGACCGCUCGUUCUGCUCUCCGUAUGUAAGCUGUGGGCACAUGUGUGUACCCACAGGUGCUGGCCCCUGCACGUCUGUACAUGCAGGGAACACGGUGCUCGGGGCCUGAGCCCCAAACCCAUCACUCCUUGCGUGGUCUCAGCAUUUGCACAGUCCCCGCCUGAGGCCGGAGCCAUUCCUCUCCCGCCCCCUGGGGCCGGCUGCCCCCCAGGAGGGCUCCAGUCCUCCUGCCUGGCUGGGUACCUCCUUGGCCAGGUGGGUUCUGACAGUGCCUUCCCAUCCCAGGGCUUCUAAGAAAAGUAUUUUUACGUCUCUCUCUUCUUUUAUUAAACUGAAUGU
Molecule: messenger RNA, 1841 nt
Organism: Fukomys damarensis (Damara mole-rat)
Lineage: Eukaryota; Metazoa; Chordata; Mammalia; Rodentia; Bathyergidae
Gene: Castor1
Product: cytosolic arginine sensor for mTORC1 subunit 1
Exons: 9
Coding region: 458-1393 (311 amino acids)
Biological process (GO): cellular response to L-arginine; negative regulation of TORC1 signaling
Cellular component (GO): cytosol
Molecular function (GO): arginine binding
Source: RefSeq, a predicted model, not a curated record